AUGCUAAGACAUCAAACCUCCCUCCCAGGGCGUCUAGGUAUUCUAGACCGCUUUGACAGAGCCUCUCAAUACGGCGACAAUGAUCGUCGCCGCUCGUCCGCCGAAGCCCGCUCUAACACGUCAGGAUUCCCGCCAAAUCGCGAUGGCUUUGGGGACUCCCUGCGGAGGGAGCCCCCAAGAGGCCCCAAAGCUCUUGUCGACGCCCCUAGCGGUCCCAGAGGAGGUGCGUUUGGCGGUGACUUUCGCGGUCGAGGACGAGGCAGAGGCAGAGCUUGGCCAUCCAGAGACGAAAGCAGGGAUCGUGGGAGGGAUCGCGAUAUAGACUACAGGGACCGUUAUCGGGACGACCGUAGUCGCGAGCGUGAGCGUGAGCGUGAUCGGGAGCGUGAUCGGGAGCGUGAUCGGGAGGGUGAUCGGGAGCGUGAUCGGGAUCGGGAUCGGGACCGGGACCGGGACAGAGACCGAGAUUGGAGGGAAUCGCGAGACUUCAGGUCUCGCCGCUCACCCCCUCCUGGACGAGGUCGAACGCCGCCGCGAGAUUUCCGCGACAGAGACAGAGAUGGCCCUCUCCUACCGGAUGCUGAUAGAUCUCGUCGUGGAUCCAGAGACGGCGGUCCUCCAUCGGCUGGCUCAUCAAAUUCUGAUCCACCCUUUGGAAUGCUUCCUUUUGGACGCGGCGGUGGCUUCAUGCGUGGUGGACGAGGAAGGGGAAGAGGUGACUGGGCGUCGGACCGCGGGCGAGGACGAGCAACUUACGAAGAUCGCGGCGAUCGCUAUCCCCGAAGUCGAUCUCAAGAGGCUCGAUGGGGUCGGGACCGGGAUCGUGACGACCGUGACCGCGGCGAUAGAUACCCACCAGAGGCGGACAUUAUCAGGCGCGAUCCCCGAGAUGACCCCCGUGAGCGCAGUGACCGCGAUCUGAUACGCCCCAAGAAAGAAGGACGUCCUUCAAUAUCCCAAGAGACGUCUGCUCAAGGUCGUGAAGUUUCUCCGCCUCCUGUCGCACCCUCGGCCCCAGCAUUUGGAUCCGUUCCCAGUCGCACUGGCGGUGACGGUGUACCGGCGACAACAAGUGGUGGUGGCAAACUUCCUCCCUUGGCUCCGCGAGCUCUCACCGACCGCCCCGGAUCUGCUGGAAACUCUGCGCCAAUGGAGUCCUCAGCCCCUGUUAGCGGUCCGAUAAGAGCGGGAAGCCAUGACGGCCCUUCCAUCCCUGUGGGACCUCGAGCGCAUCAGCAACGGCCUUCAAGCAAACAAUGGAUCAACCCGGAUCUCAAGAAAGCCCCCGUGUCGCCCAAGAUGAUGAGGCCCCAGACAUUCGCACAGUCAGGUUCAGUUCCACGGCGGGAUAGCAGGGAAAGCGAUCAUCACCAUUUUGAUCAAAGGAGACCUCGCAGUAGUGAUGCAGACUCUGACCCUCGCGGAUACGGUAAUUUCGACAAUAGGGCUAGAUCAAAUCACAGUGCCGAGCCUGGCGAAAUCACGGUCAAGUCUGAAUCAGAAAGGGGUUCCGUGACGCUGGAACCAACAAAGACGCCUGAAACUGGCCAGUCUCUCAAGGACGACCACCGCCCAAGCACAGCGAGUAAUACCGCAAUCAAGCCAGCACAGGUGAUAAAACGAGCGAGAAAACGCCCCGCUAUUGGUGUUGUGCGAUUUUCUCUGCCUCCCAAGGCUGCACCCAAAGAUCAGGAUUCGGAGUCGGACGACGAUGAGGACAUGGCUGAUUACUUCAACAUGGAAAUUGAAAAGACGGAAGCAGAACUUGCCAAAUUACCAAAACCAAGCCUACCUACCGAAGUCGUUGCGCGGUACGCCGCUUUGUCUCAUGGGUCGAUGGCGCGAAUAUUGAACGAAAGCGAAGGUUUGACAGAUGUUCUAGGACCGGUCACCGAGACCCUGGAUGUCGAAUUGACCAAGAGUCAUGAUGUAGUACCGGCACCAACCAAGGAUGUUGAUGCUACGGCAGCACUCAUUGAAACCCCCGUAGAAGAGACGGCCCAGGUGGAAACCGAAGAAGUCGCCAAGCCCGAGGUUGUCGACACGGUUCCUGAGCCCAUUACGAAGACGGAGGAGAUGGACCUUGACACUCCUCGGGCUCCCUCUGUACCGGCCAGUGAUGUUCAAUCAAAGGAUGCAGUGGCCAGCAAACCAUCAUCUCGCCCGGUGUCGAGGUCCGGCGCCUCUACUUCUGGUACUUCUAUUCUUGCACGUGAAGGCACAAAACAGCCGUCACAACCUCCCGAAUCGAUCCCAGAAGCGACCGAAGCUGCCUCAAAACCUCCUAGCACUCCUUCGCAAAUACCUGAUGAUGACGAUGAAACCGAAUCUGAGGACGAGGCAUACUUGGACCUGAAGACGGUGCGUCGAUUCAUGACAACGCCGCCCAUUGACAGUCUGCCCGACUACAGCUGCGACAGCUGGGUGAGAGACAAGGACUUAUUGGCGACAUUCGACACUGAUCCCAUCAUUGACGAAUAUGUUAUGGAACACCUGGACAAAAUUCAUCUUGAGGAAUCUACCCAGCAAGAGCAAGCGCGCAAGGUUUACGCCAACAGGUAUAUUGACUAUCUGAAGUUUACACUUUCGAGCGAUCCGGCGGCUGUGAAGAGCAGGGACAAAUUCUCGGUCGCGGUCCCUAUGAUUGAGCCCACUGGUACGGUAACGCCUGAGCCUAAACCAGAAGGGCGUAGCUCUGGCAGGAGGUUUGCUUCGGAACGUGACUUGGAGCGGGUUUUGCAAGCAUCCAUGCGGGAGGACGAGGAGAGGAAGGAGCGUGAGUUGAGGGCUCAAAAGGAAAAGUAUCGCAGCGAAAAAGAGGCAGUAAUUCCGGAGAUGUACUGGGAUGCCGAGGAGAGAGCAAAGGCUCAAUAUACGGACCGAUCUGGCUACACACCGCAAGACCGUCUAGUCUCGGCAUGGCACGUCCUGCCACCCCUCAACAACUUUACCGAGGAAGAGAACGAGCUGUUUGAGAAGCGCUACCUCGAGAACCCCAAGCAGUGGGGCAAGAUUGCUGAAAUUAUACCGCAUCGUGACUUUGGCACUUGCAUUCAGUAUUACUACCUGAUGAAGAAGGAUCUCAACUUGAAAGAGAAGCUCAAGAAGCAGCCUAAGCGGCGAAAGAAGGGCGGACGAGGCAAGCAGAGAUCGAGUGCCUUGGUCUCGGAGCUUGGGAAUGGCGACGAAGGAACCGAGGAGAGCCAAGAAACUGGCGAGAAUGGAGAGCGUCGAAGACCGCGCCGUGCUGCCGCCCCAACAUGGGGAUUCGAGCAGCCGGCAACAGACAGCGAGAAUGCAACUCCCGCCGGAACGCCUGGACGUCGCGGGGCUUCGGCAGCUGCUCGAGGAGAGCAAGGUGAGAAGGUGGACGGUCGGAGAGGUCGCAGGCGUGCCAAGGAUAAGGACAAGGACAAAGACAAGGAUAAGGAAAAGGACAAGGACAAGGACAAGGACAAGGACGCCAAGGCAUCUAAAGCCAACCAAUCCCUGUCCGUGACACCUGGAGGUGGUUCUGGAAAAGGCAGGUCUCGGUCUAGUUCCCGAGUACCAGCUGAUAUCCCAACCACAGGCAUGCCUCCAGAUGCCGGUCGCGCGCCAACAGCUGGAUUCGAUCAGACUGUACCUUCUGGGAUUCAUCCGUCGUUCCCCGUCCAGCAGCAGCAGCUGCUGCUGCAACAACAGCAACAGCAACAGCAACAGCAACAGUCUCAACAGCAACAGCAGCUGCAGCCGCAGCCGCAGCAGGCCAUUCCAGGUAUGGAACGGGUCAAGGCCAUCCCUCCACCGUCAAUCUCAGAUGUUAUGGCUGCUCCUUCACUGCGCCCGGAACCACCACCUCCUCCGCAGCCUGCAAUAACGACAUUCAAUCUUGCCCAGCCUCAAACCGAGCGCAAGGCUCCGGCGCAGGCCUCAAGCUACUGGAGUGUUUCUGAAUCUAAUGACUUCCCGCUCCUGUUGCGAUCGUUCGGCUCUGACUGGACGGCAAUUGCGGCUCACAUGGGGUCCAAGACAGCAGUCAUGCACAAAAGACUAACAAUGCGGCCCCCCUCCACCCAACAACAGGUCAAGAAUUACUUUGUCCGCCAGAAGGACCAGGGCAAGACUGAAUGGGAUGCAAUUGUGCAAGAAGCUGAUGGGAAGCGGACCAGAGGGGAGAAGCGGCCUGAUCCACCACUGCCCACAACGGGUGGACGAGGACGGAGAUAUGACAACUCGUCUGCAGUUGGCUCGACCAGGCCAUUGGCUGUGGCACCGGGCAUGGAAAUGCACAACGAGCCAGCCCAACAGAAGAUGGAGGCGACGAACCAACCUCCUCGAUCCCAACCGUAUCCCGGUGGCUAUGGUGUACCCAUUGCCCAAGCGCCGACUCAGCAGCAGCAGCAGCAACCGUCUCAGCAGCAGCAUCAGCAGCAUCAGCAACCUCCGCCGCCGCAGCAACCUCUGCAACAACAACAGCAGCAGCAGCAGCAGCAGCAACAGCCGCCGCCGCAGCCGCCGCCUCUCGCCAUCCAGCAACACGCCGUGCCGACGCCAGCUUCCCAGGCCAUGUCGCCCGGACCUCGCCCAGCCUUGCGUGCUCCUGCACAAGCCUUUGGCUUUCCCGAGCAUGCGCGAGAGCGCGAGGUGGUCGCACAAGCUCACCAACGAGUCCCGUUGCCGCCCAAGGGUGGCGGUGGUGCCAACCAAGUUCCUGAACUUCGAGACCAGCGACCGCUGGCUGCUGCUCAGCCAAUACCGUCCGCACAUCCCGACUCGAUGCUUGAACGCCAACAGAGAGAAAGGGAGCGUGAGCAGCGCGAUCGCGAGCGGGAACUUGUCGCCAGGCAAGCUGAAAGACAGUCGAUGCGAAUAAAUGCCGAAGCAGAGCUGGCACAUCAGCAGCGCCAUUACGAACAGCAACAGCCGCCGUACGGCCAUCGCCACCAGUCCAGCAUUGGCCAAGGACCUCGAGGCGAACCACUAUCAUUGUCACGGCCGCCUUCACAGGAGCCUUCUCGAUCUGCCGCCGCCCAGCCAUAUCCUCCACCGCCGACGAUGCAUCAGCAGCCGCAGCCGCCGUCUCACGCCGUUCGUGGCAUGAUGGAUCACCCGUCCGUUGUGCAGUCUCCUCCCCUGGGUCCGUCGUCACGGCCAAUGUCUUCACUGCAGCAGCGACCACCACCCAGCCAGGUCCAGGAACCGUAUGGCCAUGCGCCGCCUCCUGGUCCUCCAGCACCUACGCCGUCGAGUGCGUCGAGGCCGCCGACCGAGCCCCGCAAGACUUCCAACAUCAUGUCUCUUUUGAAUGACGAUCCGCCCCCGGCAUCGAAACGUGUCAGCGAAGUAUCAAACGUGCCUUCUGGGCCAUCAGGAACCCCUCCACCCCCAACGAUGGGACGACCACCGCCUCCGGGACCUGCGCCCCCUUCACAAAUGCGCCGCGAGCAAGAACCACAGUAUUCUCCGUACGGGCGAGCGGCCACCAGUGCCUCAGCCAUGCCAUCACUCAAGCCUACCACGUAUGGGGGAUCGCCAGGUCAGCCUCCUCACAUGGGUGUGCCGCGGUCAUCCAUGGGCAUGGCCAACGAGCCAGUGCCUGCCGACAGAGAUGCCUACUACAGAGGACAUGCCGCAUACCAAACUGGACACCACAGCGGAAACAACUCUCCUCAGACCUCGCACCGAUACCCUCCUCCCCAGGCACAACCUCAAUACCCGCCUCAAGGCGGUUACGCAUCAUACGGCCCUGGCGCACAACCCACCCACGCCGCCUCGCCGCCGCCACCCCAGUACGGUGGACACGGUUCGGCCUCGAGAUCGCGAGAAGUUCCACCUUCCGGCCGAGACAACGCCUGGCCUCAGCAACCGACUUCCUCCAGCGCCUGGCCAUCUCAGCCCUCCAAACCCUCACAGGGCCCUCCGCCUCAACAGCAAUGGGGCCCUCCGCAUCCUUCAUCGACAUCCAAGCCAUCCACUCCCGCUCAGGCAUGGGCAUCUGCCCCUCCUCCCCAGCACGUCGGCAUGAGAGACGACCGCGGCGCCCCCGUGUACGCCUCAAGCUCACAACCACCCCAGCACUCGAUGCAGAGUCGAUACCCGCCGCCUGGACCUCGCGGGCCCGAGCCUGUGCCCCCGGCACCAGCCCAAGGGUACCCGCGGUAUGCGUCAACGCCAGGUCCGGGGCCCAGAGACCCGAGAGAGCACCCGCGUAGCUACACGCCGGGAUAUGAUUCCCGUGGCCCACCGCCUGGAAGCGGCUAUCCCGCGCCUGAUCCUCGGGAGAUGCAGAUGCGCGAUGUUAGAGAUCCAAGAGACCCCAGGGACCCAAGGGACGUUAUGGGAAGGGGCUUGCGGCCGCACGAGUAUGAGAGGCAUCCGGACCGGUAUGGGCGCUAA
Metarhizium acridum CQMa 102 is the source of this 6378-nucleotide messenger RNA. NCBI's taxonomy places the organism in Eukaryota, Fungi, Ascomycota, Sordariomycetes, Hypocreales, Clavicipitaceae. The record is from RefSeq and is a predicted model, not a curated record.